Molecule: messenger RNA, 3036 nt
Organism: Argentina anserina (silverweed cinquefoil)
Lineage: Eukaryota; Viridiplantae; Streptophyta; Magnoliopsida; Rosales; Rosaceae
Product: receptor-like protein 7
Exons: 1
Coding region: 1-3036 (1011 amino acids)
Molecular function (GO): protein binding
Source: RefSeq, a predicted model, not a curated record
AUGGGAAGGAGAUCGGGAUUAUCCUGGUUCGACUUCUUUCCGGCGCGUUAUUGUAUACUCUUGUUGCUCAUUGAUGUUGCAUGUUGUUGCCACGAUGAUGAGCGCUCUGCCUUGUUGCAAAUCAAAGUUAGUUUCAGUAUAAACAAGUCUGCUUCCCAAGAUCCCUUUGCUUAUUACAAAGUUGCAUCUUGGGGUGAGAGAAAUUGUUGUUCAUGGGAUGGUGUUGAAUGCAACCACAAUUCUGGCCAUGUUAUUGGCCUUGACCUCGCCAGCAGUUAUCUUCAUGGUUCCAUCAAUUCCAGCAGCAGUCUUUUUCAACUUGUUCAGUUGCAGAAGCUUGACCUCUCUGACAAUAACUUCAGCUUCUCUCAAAUACCAUCCAGGUUAGGCCAUGAUCUUACUAGUCUAACAUAUCUCAACCUUUCUUUAUCUUCAUUUUCUGGCAAAGUUCCACCAGAAAUCUCAUAUCUAUCCAAGCUGUCUACUCUUGAUCUGUCUUCAAAUUUGCCUCCUGAUCCCAAAAUGCCUUCUCUCAAAAUGGUCACCUUCAGAAGUCUAGUUCAGAACUUAACCAGCAUAGAACUACUUCAUCUUAGUUCGAUAGAGAUAGACUCUACCGUGCCUAAUACAAUGGUGAACCUAUCUUCUCUCACAUCUCUUCGUCUUCAAACAUGUAAAUUGAAGGGGCAAUUCCCAGUAGGCAUUUUCAACCUACCAAACUUGGAAGUACUUGAUCUGACCGAUAACUAUGAUCUAGCUGGUUAUUUUCCUGAUGAUCUUAACAAGAGCAGCCCCUUGAAGAUAUUGAGUUUGCAGGCAACCGAUUUCUCUGGUCAUCUACCUUCCUCAAUCGGAAACCUUCGCGCCUUAAAUUCAUUAAACAUACGAUCCUGCAACUUUUAUCCCUAUGUUCCAUCUUCACUUUCUAACCUUACACAGCUAACUUUUCUAGAGCUUUCUUCCUUUUAUGACUAUACUUAUCUAAGAGACCUUCCAAAAAUCCAUACUUUCAGUGACCAAUUUUCAGAUUCCUGGUCUUGGUUUGGAAAGCUUACCAAACUUAAUCACUUGGCCCUUGAUACUACCCAUUUAAAGGGAGACUUGCCAUGUUCUUUGGCUAAUCUGACCCAACUUCUGCUAUUAGAUUUGAACCAGAAUGAAAUUACUGGUGAAAUCCCAUGUUGUUUGGCAAGUCUGAAACAACUUUUAAAACUACGCUUGGGCCAUAAUCAAAUGACUGGUGAAAUCCCAUCUUGCCUGAUGCAGUUGACCCAAUUAACUUUGUUAGACCUGCGAUUUAACAAUCUCCAAGGAACAAUUCCCAGGUCACUAUUCCAGCUAAAAAAUCUUGAAUAUAUAUACCUCCACUCAAAUAACUUGAGUGGUUCUGUUGAAUUGGAUGAGUUUUCCAAGUUCGAAAAGUUGCGUGGACUUCGUUUGUCACUCAACAACUUCUCUGUGAAGAUCAAAGCUGGAUUUAAUGCUAUUUCUGCAAAGCUUGAAGUGCUAGGAUUGGGUUCAUGCAACUUAAUGGAGUUUCCGGAAUUCUUGAAACACACCAACGCACUGGAGGAUCUUGAUCUAUCUGACAACAAUCUUCAAGGCCAAAUACCAAAAUGGAUGUGGAAUUCAACUGGUGAAACUUUGAGAUUUCUCAACCUCUCUGUCAACCAGUUAACUGGUUUUGAAGAAAGUCCAGUCAUUGUUCCAUGGCAUGGGUUAUACUCUUUGCAGCUCGACUCCAACAUGUUGGGAGGAUCACUGCCAAUUCCAUCGCCGUUGAUAUCAUACUAUUCGGUUUCGAACAACGAAUAUGCAGGAGAAAUUCCAGCAGCAUUCUGCAACACAUGGCCGCUGUGCAUUCUUGAUUUGUCCAACAAUAAUCUGAAUGGCGAGAUUCCACAAUGCUUUGAGAAUCUCAGAUUUCUUCAGAUAUUGAAACUUCAGAACAAUUCUUUUCACGGAGAUAUUCCUCAAAUAGGAUUGAAAAGAUGCCUGUGGUUAAGAGGGAUUGACAUGAGUUAUAAUCAGCUACAAGGAAAACUACCAAGAUCAAUUGCCAAUUGUUCUAAGUUAAUGUUUCUUAAUUUGGGAAAUAAUCAGAUUAGUGAUACAUUCCCAUCUUGGUUAGGAGUGCUUCAAAAUUUUAAAGUUCUCAUUUUGCAGUCUAAUGCAUUUCAUGGUACGAUUGGGAAGCCUACAAGUAGCCAUGAGUUCCCUGAACUGUCCAUCAUCGAUUUAUCCUACAAUGAUAUUUCAGGUAUCUUGCCCUGCAGCUACAUAGAGAACUGGAAUGCCAUGAAAUCUGUUGAUGCAAGCGAGCAAAUAUACGUUCAAUCCAUGUUCUUCUUCGGUGGGACAUAUCAAGAAACAUUCUACUAUGAUUACCGAAUUACAGCUUUUAGCAAAGGGAUUGAAUUGGCGUAUUUAAAGACCCCUUAUCUUAUGAGACUCAUAGACCUCUCAAGUAACAGAUUUGAAGGAGAGAUUCCAGGUAACAUUGGCAACCUAAGAGGGCUUUCUCUGCUCAAUCUUUCCAACAACACUCUCACUGGUCUCAUCCCCUUGUCUUUGGGGAACUUGAAUGCUCUAGAAACGUUGGAUCUCUCCCAAAAUCAGCUCUCAGGAAAGAUCCCCAGCAAUCUGCAGCAAUUGACAUUCCUUGCAUAUUUCAAUGUAUCCAAUAAUCGCCUUUAUGGUCCUAUCCCAGAGGGUCACCAGUUUGACACAUUCCAAGAGGAUAUGUACCAUGGAAACUCCGGUUUAUGUGGAAAACCUUUGUCAAAUAAAUGUGACAAUUCUGACAAAGCAACACCACAAACAACCAUUGAACAAGAAGAAGACUCUGGGAUUGAAUUGGAGCUAGAUAGGUUUGUGGUUCUGCUAGGAGUUGUUGCUGGUCUAAUAGUUGGAGUUGUUGGGGGAAACAUUUGGACAGCCAAGAAGCAUGACUGGCUGGUAGAUAAAUUCAGCAGAAGGAGAAGGCAGGCUAAACGUACACGACAGAGAAGGGAACAGAGACCAUGGUCUUAUUAA